GAUCGACCCGCGAACGCAACCUGUGCUCACACUGCGACAGAGUUCACUUCGGUUAGUCGCUGUUUGCCCGUCAACGGCAUACGGUCGCGUCGGUCUAUGAUUUUUUGCUUUUUAUUCGUACAUCUUCUUCCGACAACCGGCCUACACAUCGCCACUUUAUCGUACGAUUAUUAUCCUUCUUAUCAUUCUUCUCAUAUCCGAUUUCGUCGUAAAAGAAGAGAAUUGUUUGCUCCGAUCUUUGUUAUUUGAAGGGAAUAUACAUUGUUUGGACACAUGGACUGCGAUACACGAGGAAUGAUCGAGACAUCGACGUGAUGCACUUUCGAGAUAACAUACUCCUGGCCGCUGCAGUGCAUGCACAGUGGUUGUUGGAAUAACUUUUCAUCUAUCUAGCCUCCCUGGUGGACAUCAUUCUUUGAUCUUCUGUGGCUAACUCAAUCGAGGACCAUGAAGAGUAGUUCGAGCCUCUACUCGAAAAUACUCGUGUGGGUAUUCUAUCUGUCCGCUAUUCUUCUUCUUCUCCUUCCGUCAAGAACCGCUGCCUUGGAGGAGAAUUGUACGGAUUUCCAAGGAGCGAUCGUUCGACACGGUCUCCUUUAUGUACCAGGACCUGCGGUUUGCAGUCUCUGCGUCUGUUAUCAUUCAGAACCAAUGUGGUGUCAAUCCAUCUUCUGCACACCACCUUACAGAUGCAAGAAGUUUCGGGUCGGCGAACGAUGCUGUGAAUUCGAGUGUCUGGAUGAUAUUGAUACGAAUUGGACAGGGCCUGAUUUGAUUAUUGCAAAUGGUACCUCCAGAAUUCAAGAACAAGGGAUAUUUUGGCUGAUGGGCUUAAUAAUGCUGUUAAGAGCGUUCUAGUUUUUUAACGAGGAUCCAGAUGGCGUUGUCGAUGGAAUUCAAUCAUUAUGAAAUAUCAACGGCAAAUAUG
Messenger RNA from Apis dorsata (giant honeybee), 928 nucleotides. RefSeq lists its product as uncharacterized. Gene Ontology annotation, cellular component: membrane. NCBI's taxonomy places the organism in Eukaryota, Metazoa, Arthropoda, Insecta, Hymenoptera, Apidae. The transcript is spliced from 4 exons. The record is from RefSeq and is a predicted model, not a curated record. Bases 448 to 858 code for a protein of 136 amino acids.